UAUAAUAUCUUUGUAUCUGUAUUUAUGACCCGAUUUCCUUUCUUAUAUCCUGCAUCUCUUUACAUGUAUUGCCGGACCUUUUGGAGACGAGAUGUUUCUCCGUUACAUGUAUUUCCCCCCACUCUUCAUCCUCCACAAAAGAGAGACAUCCACUUUACAUUCACCGCAGAGUCAGCUCCCCAUUCUCCAUCUCUGAACCUGUUGAAUAAUCCAUUACAAAAGCUUUUUUUUUUUCUUUUCCAGGAGUAUAAUGUCACAAAGACGUAAAGUGAGCUGAGAGUAUAACAGGGAGAGCUGUCACCGCCGUGUCACCCCCCCCCCCCCCCCGUCCUCAAUCUCAUAUUCUCAUUCCCUCUCUCUCUCGCUGCCGGCUUCACUUCUCUUGCUCCUUCUCACACAUGCACUUUCUCGUUUUUUAUUUCCUGCCUCCUCUUGGGAAAUGGCUUCUUCGUUGUUCUACAGGACGAGCAAUACCACGUCCCCGCCGGACAACUGCGAAAGACUUCUGGGGACACGUGUCCUGGUGGCCGCUGCCUACUCCGUGUAUUCGGUGUCUGGGACUUUAGCCAACGUUUUAGUCAUCUACCUGGUUUGCUCUUUUAAGAAACUCAAGACGACCAGUAACGCGUUCAUCGUGAACGGCUGCGUUUCCGACCUACUGGUCUGCGCGUUCUGGAUGCCUCAAGAAGCCAUAUUCAUUUCCACCGGUCGGCUGGAGAACCCCACUUACAGGGUCUUCAUGGAGGGGGUCUUCUUCCUUUGGAUGACCGUCUCUUUGUUGUCCCAUUCCCUCAUUGCGUUGAACCGGUUUGUGCUCAUCACCAAGCUGCCGACGGUCUACCAUACCGUGUAUCAGAAGAGGAACACAGAGUGGAUGAUCGCCAUGGCAUGGGUCAUGCCUCUUGCAUUUUUACUUCCUUGGCUCUUCGGACAGCGGCCUUAUGACGUGGACCAUCAAUGCCCGAAACUUAGACUUUAUGUCUUCUGGGGCCAUGAAGUCCCAACCUCCAGUUCCUACACGGCCAUCCUUUCUGCCGUCACAGUCUUGAGCCAAACCAUAAUACUUUUUCACUGCUAUUUCCGCAUCUUCAGAAAAGUGCAAGUCAGCCUGAAGAGAGUGAGCGUCCUCAACUUCCAGGUGGUCCACAACCUGCCCUGCUCGUGUCCUCGGAAGGACAAACGUCUGGGACUAUAUGUGCUGAUUGUGUGUUGCGUCUUCACCGUGACCACCGAACCCUUCGCGUGGUCCGUCCUCUACGGCUUGUUCCAACCAUUACCCCGGGGAGUGGAGAUGGGCAGCUGGCUCUUGCUUUGUCUCCUCUUCGUGCUUAACCCCUUCAUCUACACCUGGAAGAAUGAAGAGUUCAGACGGUCCUUUCGAGCUGUAGUCGGAGGGGAGCUCUGGAAAAGCUCAGCAAACAGCGCUGAUCCAGCAGUGCAUACAAUUUCCCAAAACGAGUCAUAAGGCGUGCUUCAUUCACGGUUCUACCAGCGCACACAUCGUCCCUCAGGACAAAUACAACAUAAAAUCUCAGGAGAGCAUCUGACUCAGAAAUCGAAGCUGGUUCUCGACUAUGUAUGGCCUCGGUGUUCUCCUCACUUUUGUAUUGAUGGUUUCUAUGGAAACAUACUGCAUUCAUCCCCCCUCGGCUUCAUGGGCCGGUGUAAAUUAGCCCUCGGUGGGCAACGCAGGUUGGAAUUCUCACAAUGUAACAUGUAUUAUUUGCCGGAGUUGCCGGGGAGGAAUUUCUGAGAAGAAAGAACAUUGCAGUGAAGUAAACAGACUUUGUGCAGUGAUUUUAUACAUUUUGCCAAAAGAAAGAAAAAUGUGUUCCACAAUAUCUGAAUGUUUUCUGUUAGUAGAGCCAACAGUAAAGACAACGGAGAAUAAGAAUGUGUUUGUGACAGGAUCAGAGAAUAGUCUGCAGGAUGAUACAUUUUAUUCUGACUGGUUUUAUUAUCUUGUAAAAAUUAAAGAUAUUACUGUGUAAAUAUUGGAAUAUCUGGAAUAGAUGUCCAUUCUAUACCAGCCCAAUUUGCCUUAAAAUUUGGUGUGUAUGGAAAGGCUGGAUACGCCACUCAAGACUGAUGUGAACAGAUGCUUACUUGUGAACUUUGGCCAUCUUAGGGGACAUAUACUUAUAUAUAGAUAUAUAUGGCAAAAAACACUAUAGUUUCGGAAAAUGGUUGCACCGAGUCAUCAGGUCCAGCAUUGUGCAUAUACAUCUGGAGUAAUGCCCCAGUUAAAGGGGUACUCCACUGGAAAACAUUUUUCUAAAUCAACUGGUGCCAGAAACACUAAACAGAUUUGUAAAUUACUU
Molecule: messenger RNA, 2321 nt
Organism: Hyla sarda
Lineage: Eukaryota; Metazoa; Chordata; Amphibia; Anura; Hylidae
Gene: GPR88
Product: G protein-coupled receptor 88
Exons: 1
Coding region: 440-1465 (341 amino acids)
Biological process (GO): G protein-coupled receptor signaling pathway
Cellular component (GO): membrane
Molecular function (GO): G protein-coupled receptor activity
Source: RefSeq, a predicted model, not a curated record